Molecule: messenger RNA, 834 nt
Organism: Cladophialophora yegresii CBS 114405
Lineage: Eukaryota; Fungi; Ascomycota; Eurotiomycetes; Chaetothyriales; Herpotrichiellaceae
Exons: 1
Coding region: 1-834 (277 amino acids)
Source: RefSeq, a predicted model, not a curated record
AUGCUCGUCCUCUUCGUUGCGUGUGCGCUGCUGUUCAGCACCUACGCCUGCGCCGAUGGCACUUUGAUCCCCAUAACGUUCUACACGAACUUUGGCUUCAGCGGCGGCUGCACCACGCCCAGCACUCUCGCAACAAAUGUCUCUCUGGAAAUUGGCGUGUGCGUCGUGACUCCCGGCCUGGGCUCCUUCCAUCUAGGUCUGUUCCCAUGCGCCAGCGGGUCGGUACAGCAAUACGUCUUCACCGAUACAGCAUGCGGGCAACUUAGCAGCGACUACUAUUCAGGCGUGGAUGAUUGCUACGUUGCGUACUAUGGGGCUAUGGCCGCAAUUAUGCUGAGUUGUAAUCAGGAGUCCCCUGAACCACCGAGCGCUACGACGACUAUUCCCGUUGCAGCGAUUGCCACGGGUGCCUCAUCAUCUUCAACCUCUUCGACAACGUCGGCGUCCAGCAACGGAGGUGGGGACAACUCCUCCCCCAGCGGCACCUCCUCCUCGCCGUCCCCUUCUUCCUCCUCCUCUGCCUCUGGGUGGAGCUCCCUGGAUCUAGGCACACGCAUCGGCAUCAUCGUGUCCCUUGCCGUAGGGAUCCCACCAAUCAUACUCGGCAUCUACACGAUCCUGCAGAGGAGAAAGCGGAAGGCAGACGACCAACUGGCCCAGGCUCAAGGAACACCCAUGCAGCCCUAUCCCCCAUAUGCCCAUGGACAUGGCGGGGGAGGCCUGCGUGGAUAUUUCCCGCUUGAUCACGCUGGCAGGGAGCCGCGGCCGCCAGGGCCUACACCGCAGAUGAGCCGCGCUUACUACAACAUCGAUCUGGGCACGCGCGGGGCUUGA